UAUCAACAGAACGGAGUGUCAAAGUGAUUCCUGAUCACUUGCAACGUCGCCGAUCGGAGAUAAGAGAACGAGUGAGCUGGCAGGUGCUGUGGAGAUAGCAGCUGUCGUCAGGAGCGGCUACGCGGAUUGGAGGGGGAUUUCGGGCAACGCAGAGUUAAUAGAAGAGAUUCACAGCGCCAGCAUCCAUGGCCAGCGAAUCCAGGGGGCAGAAAGGAAGAUGGACAAAGUCGCAGAGCGAUGGAAAUGAAUGAAUGGACGGGGGAAUGGAUGGAUGGACACAUUGGGGGCCUUUGGGGGAUGCGCCGAGGGGGCGCGGAUCACGUGGGCGCCGCGAUCGGCCAGUGAGAUCACCCGGCGCCUUCACGGGUUCCGGUCGAUGAUGGCGACCCAAACGCUGGUUCCAUCCAUGGAUUCAGAUCAGCCCUUCCUGGCUCAGAUUGCCGACAACUUCCCGAUCGUCCUGGUAGGAGUCAAUGUGGUAUUAAUUAGUCUGAGGUCGCAAUGAUAGCAAACGCCUAUGUACGUCCAACGCCGUCGGUCCAAGCAGCGCAAAAUAUACCCCAAAGAGAAAAAGAAAAAGCGAUCUUCCAACGAUAGAUAGAAACACAGGAACGCUCAGGUGGUGACAGUAAUCGCGCGCUACAUCAGCUUCGUAACCAC
Aspergillus steynii IBT 23096 is the source of this 660-nucleotide messenger RNA. RefSeq lists its product as uncharacterized. The transcript has a single exon. The coding region runs from base 272 to 505 and encodes 77 amino acids. Lineage: Eukaryota; Fungi; Ascomycota; Eurotiomycetes; Eurotiales; Aspergillaceae. The record is from RefSeq and is a predicted model, not a curated record.